AGAUAAGCUGCCACCAUGAGUACGGACGCAGAAAUGGCCGUAUAUGGCAAAGCUGCCAUUUACCUUCGUAAGCCAGAGAAGGAGAGAAUUGAGGCUCAAAACAAACCUUUUGAUGCCAAGACUGCCUGCUAUGUGGCUGAUGCUAAAGAGCUGUACUUGAAGGCAACAAUCAUCAAGAAAGAUGGUGGCAAAGUCACUGUCAAGGUCCUGGACACUCAAGAGGAGAGGACAGUUAAAGAAGAUGACGUCUCACCCAUGAACCCUCCAAAGUUCGACAAAAUUGAGGACAUGGCCAUGAUGACCCAUCUCAAUGAAGCCUCUGUCCUGUAUAACCUCAAAGAGCGUUAUGCAGCAUGGAUGAUCUACACCUACUCUGGCUUGUUCUGUGCCACUGUGAACCCCUAUAAGUGGCUCCCAGUGUAUGAUUCUGAAGUUGUAAGUGCCUACAGAGGCAAGAAGAGAAUGGAGGCUCCACCCCACAUCUUCUCCGUCUCUGACAACGCUUUUCAGUUCAUGCUUACUGACAGGGAGAACCAGUCUGUCUUGAUCACCGGAGAAUCUGGUGCUGGAAAGACUGUGAACACCAAGCGUGUCAUCCAGUACUUUGCCACAAUCUCAACAGUUGGUGGAGACAAGAAGAAGGACACAGGAUCAGGCAAGAUGCAGGUACGUCAUAUAACAAGAAUCCUGGUACGGCGAAAUAUACAUCUAUUAGGACAGUCCCUUAACCAUAUUACCCCUUACCUUGCGUCACAGGGGUCACUGGAAGAUCAGAUCAUUGCAGCCAAUCCCCUGCUGGAGGCUUAUGGUAACGCCAAAACUGUGAGGAAUGACAACUCUUCACGUUUUGGUAAAUUCAUCAGAAUCCAUUUUGGCACAACUGGUAAACUGUCCAGUGCUGAUAUUGAGACAUAUCUGCUGGAGAAAUCUAGAGUGACUUUCCAGCUUCCUGAUGAAAGAGGCUACCACAUCUUCUACCAGAUGAUGACAAACCACAAACCCGAGCUGGUUGAAAUGUCACUCAUCACAACCAACCCCUACGACUUCCCCAUGAUCAGCCAGGGUCAAAUCACUGUGGCCAGUAUUGAUGACAAAGUUGAGCUGGAAGCCACUGAUAAUGCCAUUGAUAUCCUGGGCUUCACUGGUGAGGAAAAGAUGAGCAUCUACAAAAUGACAGGUGCUGUGAUCCACCAUGGUAACAUGAAAUUCAAGCAAAAGCAGCGUGAGGAGCAGGCUGAGCCUGAUGGCACAGAAGAGGCUGACAAGGUUGCUUACUUGCUGGGUCUGAACUCUGCUGAUAUGCUCAAGGCUCUGUGCUAUCCCAGAGUAAAGGUCGGAAAUGAGUAUGUCACCAAGGGACAGACUGUACCUCAGGUGUAUAACUCCGUCUCAGCUCUGGCCAAGUCUAUCUACGAGAGGAUGUUUUUGUGGAUGGUCAUCCGUAUCAACCAGAUGUUGGACACUAAGCAGCAAAGGAAUUUCUUCAUUGGUGUGCUGGAUAUUGCUGGCUUUGAAAUCUUUGAUUACAACAGCAUGGAACAGCUGUGCAUCAACUUCACCAACGAGAAACUGCAACAGUUCUUCAACCACCACAUGUUUGUGCUGGAACAAGAGGAGUACAAGAAGGAGGGUAUCAUUUGGGAGUUCAUUGACUUUGGCAUGGACUUGGCUGCCUGCAUUGAGCUGAUUGAAAAGCCCAUGGGUAUCUUCUCCAUCCUUGAAGAGGAGUGCAUGUUCCCCAAGGCCACUGACACAUCCUUUAAGAACAAGCUGUAUGACCAGCAUCUUGGCAAGGCAAAAGCCUUUGAGAAGCCAAAGCCAGCCAAGGGCAAGGCUGAGGCUCACUUCUCCCUGGUGCACUAUGCUGGUACUGUGGACUACAACAUCACCGGCUGGCUGGACAAAAACAAGGACCCACUGAACGAGUCUGUUGUGCAGCUGUACCAGAAGUCUUCUGUCAAACUGCUGUCUCAUCUGUAUCCCCCCGCUGCUGCUGAAGACACUGGAAAGAAGGGAGGCAAGAAGAAGGGUGGCUCUAUGCAGACAGUGUCUUCACAGUUUAGGGAGAAUUUGGGCAAGCUGAUGACUAACUUGAGGAGCACCCAUCCUCACUUUGUGCGUUGCCUCAUUCCCAAUGAAUCUAAGACCCCAGGUCUGAUGGAGAAUUUCCUGGUCAUCCACCAGCUCAGGUGUAAUGGUGUCCUGGAAGGUAUUAGAAUCUGCAGGAAAGGUUUCCCCAGCAGAAUCCUCUAUGGUGACUUCAAGCAGAGAUACAAGGUGCUGAAUGCCAGUGUUAUCCCUGAAGGCCAGUUCAUUGACAACAAGAAGGCUGCAGAGAAGCUGCUUGGGUCAAUUGAUAUUAAUCAUGAUGAGUACAGAUUUGGACACACCAAGGUGUUCUUCAAGGCUGGUCUGCUGGGUGUCCUUGAGGAGAUGAGAGAUGAAAAGCUUGCAUCUCUGGUCUCAAUGACUCAGGCUCUCUGCCGUGGUUACGUCAUGAGGAAGGAGUUUGUGAAGAUGAUGGAGAGGAGAGAUGCCAUCUUCACCAUCCAGUACAACAUCCGCUCAUUCAUGAAUGUCAAACACUGGCCAUGGAUGAAGGUGUACUAUAAGAUCAAGCCUCUGCUGAAGAGUGCUGAAACUGAGAAGGAGCUGCAGCAGAUGAAGGAGAACUAUGACAAGAUGACAAGUGAUUUGGCUGCUGCCCUGGCCAAGAAGAAGGAACUGGAGGAAAAGAUGGUGUCUCUUCUGCAGGAGAAAAACGACCUGCAGCUCCAAGUAGCAUCUGAAAGUGAGAACCUGUCAGAUGCUGAAGAGAGAUGUGAAGGCCUCAUCAAGAGCAAGAUUCAGCUUGAGGCUAAGCUCAAAGAGACAACUGAGAGACUGGAGGAUGAAGAAGAAAUCAAUGCUGAGCUUACUGCUAAAAAGAGGAAGCUGGAGGAUGAAUGCUCUGAGCUCAAGAAGGACAUUGAUGAUCUGGAGCUUACCUUGGCCAAAGUGGAAAAGGAGAAACAUGCCACUGAGAACAAGGUCAAGAACCUCACAGAGGAGAUGGCCUCUCAGGAUGAGAGUAUUGCUAAACUGACCAAGGAGAAGAAAGCCCUGCAGGAGGCUCAUCAACAAACCCUUGAUGACCUGCAGGCUGAGGAGGACAAAGUCAACACUCUGACCAAGGCCAAGACCAAGCUUGAGCAGCAAGUUGAUGAUCUUGAGGGUUCUCUGGAACAAGAGAAGAAAUUGAGAAUGGACCUCGAGAGAGCCAAGAGAAAGCUGGAGGGUGACCUGAAACUGGCGCAGGAAUCCAUUAUGGAUCUUGAGAAUGACAAACAGCAGUCUGAGGAGAAAAUCAAAAAGAAGGACUUUGAAAUUAGUCAGCUCCUUAGCAAGAUUGAGGAUGAGCAGUCACUGGGUGCUCAGCUUCAGAAGAAGAUCAAGGAGCUCCAGGCUCGUAUUGAGGAACUGGAGGAAGAGAUUGAGGCUGAACGUGCUGCUCGUGCCAAGGUUGAAAAGCAGAGGGCUGAUCUCUCCAGAGAACUUGAGGAGAUCAGUGAGAGGCUGGAGGAGGCUGGUGGUGCCACUGCUGCUCAGAUUGAGAUGAACAAGAAGCGUGAGGCUGAGUUCCAGAAGCUCCGUCGUGAUCUCGAGGAGGCCACUCUGCAGCAUGAAGCCACUGCAGCUGCACUUCGCAAGAAGCAGGCUGACAGCGUUGCUGAGCUGGGAGAGCAGAUCGACAACCUUCAGCGUGUCAAGCAGAAGCUUGAGAAGGAGAAGAGUGAAUACAAGAUGGAGAUUGAUGACCUCUCCAGCAACAUGGAGGCUGUUGCCAAAGCAAAGGGAAAUCUUGAAAAGCUGUGCCGCACUCUUGAGGACCAACUUAGCGAACUGAAGACAAAGAAUGAUGAAAAUGUUCGUCAAAUCAACGACCUAGGGGCACAGAAAGCUCGUCUCCUCACAGAGAAUGGUGAAUUCAGUCGUCAAACUGAAGAGAAAGAAGCUCUUGUCUCCCAGCUUACAAGAGGCAAACAAGCUUUCACACAGCAGAUUGAGGAGCUGAAGAGGCAAAUUGAAGAGGAGGUCAAGGCCAAGAAUGCUCUUGCCCAUGCAGUGCAAUCCGCCCGCCAUGACUGUGAUCUGCUGAGGGAGCAGUUUGAGGAGGAGCAGGAGGCCAAGGCUGAGCUGCAGCGUGGAAUGUCCAAGGCCAACAGUGAGGUGGCUCAGUGGAGAACCAAAUACGAAACUGAUGCUAUCCAGCGCACUGAGGAGCUUGAGGAGGCCAAGAAAAAGCUGGCUCAACGCCUUCAGGAAGCUGAGGAGCAGAUUGAAGCUGUGAACUCCAAGUGUGCCUCUCUGGAGAAAACCAAACAGAGGCUCCAGAGUGAGGUGGAGGAUCUCAUGAUUGAUGUGGAAAGGGCUAAUGGACUGGCUGCUAACCUCGACAAGAAACAGAGGAACUUUGACAAGGUGUUGGCAGAGUGGAAACAAAAGUAUGAGGAGGGUCAGGCAGAGCUUGAGGGUGCCCAGAAAGAGGCCCGAUCUCUCAGCACUGAGCUGUUUAAGAUGAAGAACUCUUAUGAGGAAGCUCUUGAUCAGCUUGAGACCAUGAAGCGUGAAAACAAGAAUCUGCAACAGGAGAUCUCAGAUCUGACUGAACAGAUUGGUGAGACUGGCAAGAGCAUCCAUGAGCUGGAGAAGGCCAAGAAGCAGGUGGAGACAGAAAAGGCUGAGAUCCAGACAGCUCUUGAAGAGGCUGAGGGAACUCUGGAACACGAAGAGUCUAAGAUCCUGCGUGUCCAGCUGGAGCUCAACCAAAUCAAGGGUGAGGUUGACAGGAAGCUGGCAGAGAAGGAUGAGGAGACUGAGCAGAUCAAGAGGAACAGCCAGAGAGUUAUUGACUCCAUGCAGAGCACUCUGGAUGCUGAAGUCAGGAGCAGGAAUGAUGCCCUGAGGAUCAAGAAGAAGAUGGAGGGAGAUCUGAACGAGAUGGAGAUUCAGCUGAGCCAUGCCAAUCGCCAGGCUUCUGAAUCCCAGAAGCAGUUGAGGAAUGUGCAGGCCCAGCUCAAGGAUGCUCAACUGCACCUUGAUGAUGCUGUCAGAGCCCAGGAUGACCUCAAGGAACAAGCUGCCAUGGUGGAGCGCAGAAACGCUCUCAUGUUGGCAGAAAUUGAAGAACUUAGAGCUGCUCUGGAACAAACUGAGAGAAGCCGCAAGAUCGCUGAGCAGGAGCUGGUAGACGCUAGUGAGCGUGUUGGUCUUCUGCACUCACAAAACACAAGUCUUCUGAACACUAAGAAGAAGCUUGAAUCAGACCUGGUACAGGUCCAGAGUGAAGUGGAUGACACUAUCCAGGAAGCAAGAAAUGCAGAGGAGAAGGCCAAGAAGGCUAUUACUGAUGCCGCUAUGAUGGCUGAGGAGUUGAAGAAAGAGCAGGACACAAGCGCUCACCUGGAGAGGAUGAAGAAGAACCUGGAGGUAGCUGUCAAGGACCUGCAGCACCGCCUGGAUGAGGCUGAGAAUCUGGCCAUGAAGGGUGGCAAGAAGCAGCUUCAGAAGCUUGAGUCCAGGGUGCGUGAACUGGAAACAGAAGUUGAAGCUGAGCAGAGACGUGGAGCCGAUGCUGUUAAGGGUGUCCGCAAAUAUGAGAGAAGAGUGAAGGAGCUCACCUAUCAGACUGAGGAGGACAAGAAGAACAUUAACAGGCUGCAGGAUCUGGUUGACAAGUUGCAGCUCAAGGUGAAGGCCUACAAGAGGCAGGCUGAGGAAGCGGAAGAGCAGGCCAACGUUCAUCUCUCCAAGUGCAGGAAGAUCCAGCAUGAGCUGGAGGAGGCUGAGGAGCGUGCUGACAUUGCAGAGUCCCAGGUCAACAAGCUGAGAGCAAAAAGCCGUGACAGUGGCAAGGGAAAAGAAGCAGCUGAGUAAAAACAGUCCAGGGGAUGAAUUGCCUUUAGUCAUAUAAUAUGAUGUGAAGUGUAAUUCAAUAAAAUAAUCUUUGACCUUAAA
Messenger RNA from Betta splendens (Siamese fighting fish), 5997 nucleotides. Its product is annotated as myosin heavy chain, fast skeletal muscle-like. Gene Ontology annotation, cellular component: myosin complex. The record is from RefSeq and is a predicted model, not a curated record. Bases 16 to 5916 code for a protein of 1966 amino acids. Gene Ontology annotation, molecular function: ATP binding; actin filament binding; cytoskeletal motor activity. NCBI's taxonomy places the organism in Eukaryota, Metazoa, Chordata, Actinopteri, Anabantiformes, Osphronemidae. The transcript is spliced from 38 exons.